GAAGUACUGCUGAAAAUGUUGUGUAAUAGUGAAAUCCAACAAGACUUUAAAACUUUUCGAGUAAUGUUCUCGAUAUUAGUUCUAUUGUACAUAUCUGUGCAAUUAAGUGUAACAUUGCCUAUGUCAGAUACAGAUUAUAGUACAACAGCUGCCAUAUUAACAAACAAUUCAACAAAUGAUACGGUUGAUGAUAAUUUAUAUGUCAUAAAAGCAGUGGUAUAUGAAAUUGGCAUUCUAACAGAUGCAAAUGACACAAAUGAUGAUCCCACAGAGAGGCAAGAUGUUAAAAUUUCAUUCUACAAUCCACCAAGUAAAAAUGAAGGAACUUAGAAAGCAAUUCUAAUUCAUGUACCUGGUGUUACUUGACACAUUACAUAUAGCCAUUCAUCAAAUGUUGAUAAUGUAAACACACACUAGUAUAUUAUUAAAUAAGAUUUUUAAAGAAUAAAA
Hylaeus volcanicus is the source of this 450-nucleotide messenger RNA. RefSeq lists its product as uncharacterized. The record is from RefSeq and is a predicted model, not a curated record. Lineage: Eukaryota; Metazoa; Arthropoda; Insecta; Hymenoptera; Colletidae. The transcript is spliced from 3 exons. Bases 16 to 330 code for a protein of 104 amino acids.